AUGAUGAACACUUGCCAAGAAUACUGUCGAAGUAGUACGGUUCCAAUUGAGCGGGCAGUUGAGACAUACAGAGGCGCACCUGAUGGUGGCGACCGUUGUGGGAACGUUGGGAGUGAGAUGUCAGUGAGAGAAAUCGCUGAGCAAACAGGUGAUCAUGAAGCGGUUCGACGUUUACAGCAAGAGCUUGAGGAGCUUGAUUCGAGGGCUGAGCGAGCGGAGAAAAAACGAUGCGCAGACAUAUCCGCGAUCAAUUGGAUAAAUCAGCGCAAUCGCAACAAGAUGAAGGAGCAUUUCCUCGGCGAUCGGGUCGAGAUCGAUAUGGGACAACAGGACGAUCCAUUCACACGGAAAAAGGGACUUAUGAAG
Molecule: messenger RNA, 366 nt
Organism: Cooperia oncophora
Lineage: Eukaryota; Metazoa; Nematoda; Chromadorea; Rhabditida; Trichostrongylidae
Source: the annotation of a GenBank genome assembly